AUGUUUCUCGUUAAACAAAAUUUCGCUUCAGUCACAGAAGAAACUAUUAACGCGCAAAUUAAUACUGAGCUUGAAGCGGCCCAAACCUAUCUUUCUCUAGCCGCCUGGGCAGGAAACGUCAGUGUCGCGUUACCAGGCCUAACCAAAUUCUUUCAUGAAAGUGCUCAAGAAGAACGUACACAUGCUGACAAACUAAUCAAUUAUCAAAACCUUCGUGGUGGAAAAGUUGUUCUCACCGAUUUAAAAGCACCAGAAUCCAAUUGGACAUCGGCCAAAAAUGCACUAGAAGCGGUGCUUCAACUCGAAAAAGAUGUCAACAAAUCUCUUUUGAAUCUGCAUAAAAUCGCUGAGGAACGGAAUGAUCCACAGUUGUGUGAUUUUAUUGAGUCAGAGUUUUUGGGCGAGCAAGUUGAUGCUGUUAAGAAAAUUGCAGAUUAUGUGACUCAAUUGAAUCGUGUUGGUGGGGAUGGACUUG
Molecule: messenger RNA, 475 nt
Organism: Ambispora gerdemannii
Lineage: Eukaryota; Fungi; Glomeromycota; Glomeromycetes; Archaeosporales; Ambisporaceae
Source: the annotation of a GenBank genome assembly